CCCUCCUCCUCCUCCUCCUCCCGAACCCCCCGCCGGGCUCCGGCUUUAAAUACGGGGCUGUAGCGGCGUUCCCCGGCAUCCCCCUCCCCGCCGCCGCCAUGGUCGAGGCUUUCUGCGCUACCUGGAAGCUGGUGGACAGCCACAACUUCGACGAGUACAUGAAGGCGCUGGGAGUGGGGUUUGCAACACGGCAGGUGGGGAAUGUAACUAAACCCACUGUGAUUAUCAGCAGCGAGGGGGACAAAGUAGUGAUCAGGACUCAAAGCACUUUCAAAAACACAGAAAUCAGCUUUAAACUUGGAGAGGAAUUUGAUGAAACUACCCCCGAUGAUAGAAACUGCAAAUCAGUUGUGACCUUGGACGGAGACAAGCUAGUGCACGUACAGAAGUGGGAUGGCAAAGAGACAAACUUUGUGAGAGAAAUAAAGGAUGGCAAAAUGGUAAUGACUCUCACCUUUGGUGAUGUGGUUGCUGUUCGCCACUAUGAGAAAGCGUAGAGUUUACCUGACCUCUGUCCAGAUGUUACUUCUGCUGGAUGGAUUAAUGUACCGUCCACAACUGAACGUAGCUAAAAUGCACAUUUCUGGCAUGAAAGGUUAAUAAAGAGUUUUGGGGGGGUGUUUUUUAAAAAAAAACACUAUGCCAUCAAACUGGCAAGCUUGUGCUGUAUAGUGAAACAGGUUAAGCUUGGCAUUAAAUUUCUGAAACACUUGCCUCUUUUUUUACAGUAAAUGGAACAUAUUUGAAUUGUUUUGGAAUGCAGAUCAAACAAAUUAAAAAGUUUUUUAAACCUG
Molecule: messenger RNA, 794 nt
Organism: Aquila chrysaetos chrysaetos
Lineage: Eukaryota; Metazoa; Chordata; Aves; Accipitriformes; Accipitridae
Gene: FABP7
Product: fatty acid binding protein 7
Exons: 4
Coding region: 99-497 (132 amino acids)
Biological process (GO): fatty acid transport
Cellular component (GO): cytosol; nucleus
Molecular function (GO): fatty acid binding
Source: RefSeq, a predicted model, not a curated record